Molecule: messenger RNA, 1988 nt
Organism: Corythoichthys intestinalis (scribbled pipefish)
Lineage: Eukaryota; Metazoa; Chordata; Actinopteri; Syngnathiformes; Syngnathidae
Product: Carbohydrate sulfotransferase 1-like
Exons: 5
Coding region: 399-1883 (494 amino acids)
Biological process (GO): sulfur compound metabolic process; N-acetylglucosamine metabolic process
Cellular component (GO): trans-Golgi network
Molecular function (GO): N-acetylglucosamine 6-O-sulfotransferase activity
Source: RefSeq, a predicted model, not a curated record
ACAUUACUGGUGUCAACAAUAAUCGAUUCGGCGAUGCAUCCCGAUGCGGGCCAUGGACGAUGCGAUUCGAUGCGGGCAACAAGCCGAAUCGAUUCAGCACAUAUUAAAAUAUAUAAGUCCGUUCAAAAAUCUUCCAGUGAUGCAGUGAUGCAAUGGAUUUGGUUUCCCCAUUUGUAUUAUUAUUCUCAUGUUUACCUGUAGAGGGAGCUAUUGUACAAGAAAUGCAGGGGGGACGAGCAACCCAAUUUUGCUUCCUCACGGGAGUAACGUCACAGACAUGCGCAAUUGCGCAGUGCCAAUCGAGAAAGCAGAGAGAAGCAAGAGAGAAGAGGGAGUGCGAAAGAUUAUUGACGCACCAAAGACAUUGAAAGCAGGCAUAUGGAGACAUUUUGGCUUCUAUGAGAUUGUCUGAAGCGGAGUGUUAUAAAUGGCCCGAAACGUCAUCCUUCACUGUCAACACGUGCCGUGGCGGCAAUAUCGGGGUCACCGCGGGUUCAAAUUCAGCCGUUGACAGCAUCAUCGCUCCUGGAAGGCGAGCGGCAUCACACUCCGUAAAUAUAAAGCAGCAGCCCGACAAAAACCAGGACAGCAUAAAGGAUGUAGCCCUAGCUUGUCGUCGGAACAGAAUGGAGUGUUCCUGGAAAACGCUGCUGCUGCUCGUCUGCACCUCGCUAGGGGUCCAGUACACGGCAAUUCGUACCCUGAGGGACUCGCUUUCCGCACCUUGCCGGGGGGUCUACCGCUGUCGCGUCGGACAUGACGGAGAAUCCAAUCAGAGAACCUCGUGCGACGAGACUGGGAUGCCGGCGGAUCCCUUUCGGAAGCACAUCCUGCUCUUCGCCACCACCCGCAGCGGUUCGUCCUUCACCGGUCAGCUGUUCAACCAGCACUCGGACAUCUUUUACAUGUUUGAACCUCUCUACCACGUCCAGCAGGCCUUCACUAACUCCAGUGGAAGGGUCCGCCGGACUUUGGGGCGCCGGGCCCUGCUGGGGGCGUACAGGGACCUCCUUCUCAACUUGUAUCAAUGCCAUCUCCACUUCCUGGAGAGUUACAUCCACCCACAACCUCUGGAUCACCUCACGAAUUCCUUCUUCCGCAGAAGUUCCAGUCACGCGCUUUGCACUCCUCCAGUUUGUCCGGAAGGCGGGGACGGAGUUCCCACCGAAGAGGGUUGGUGUUCCAAGAAAUGCGGGGUCUUGAACCUGACUUUAGCAUCCAUUUCCUGUCUGUCCAGACGUCACGUGGCUAUAAAGACCGUCCGGAUCCCUGAAGUGAAGGAUCUCCGAACUCUGGCAGAAGAUCCGCGUCUGAACUUGAAAAUCAUCCACUUGGUGAGGGAUCCUCGAGCCAUUCUGGCCUCGCGCAUGACCGCCUUCUCCGAUCAGUUUCGCGCUUGGAAAAUAUGGAACGCCACGGGACGCCAACCUCGAUACGUGGACCUGACGCAGAUCACCAGCACCUGCGAGGACAUGGCAGGGUCUGCCAGGACGGGACUGCGGAGGCCGGCUUGGUUGCAGGGACGCUAUUUUUUAGUACGAUACGAAGACUUGGCCAUAGACCCGAAAGGAAAAGCCGCUGAGUUGUACCAAUUCAUCGGACUGGAGGCGGAGGACCGGGUGUUGGCGUGGAUUAGCAGGAACACGAACGGUAAUUCGUCAGCGCCGGCUGAGUGGAGUUACAAGUACUCCACAAGUCGAGACUCAAGAUCGACGGCUGAAAGUUGGAGGCUUCGUCUGGGUUAUGAUAUCGUCAGGACUGUGCAGACUCUGUGUAACGAUACUUUGGCCCUGCUGGGGUACAGACCAGUUUUUUCCGAAACACAGCUAAGGAACUUGACUUAUAGUCUUGUUGAACCGAACUUCUACCAAGACAGUACUUGAUUCGUCUGCUGUUUCUUUUGUAUUUGUGAUCGUGUGUUUCUGAGAUCAUGCUGUUCUGUAAAGAAAUGUGAAUUUUGUAUUUAGAAAUGAAGAAUGUCGAGCAUU